Silurus meridionalis is the source of this 1649-nucleotide messenger RNA. RefSeq names its product TIA1 cytotoxic granule-associated RNA binding protein-like 1 (gene tial1). Gene Ontology annotation, cellular component: cytosol. The record is from RefSeq and is a predicted model, not a curated record. The transcript has 10 exons. Lineage: Eukaryota; Metazoa; Chordata; Actinopteri; Siluriformes; Siluridae. Bases 563 to 1390 code for a protein of 275 amino acids. Gene Ontology annotation, molecular function: DNA binding; mRNA binding.
GAGGUCAAGGUGAAUUGGGCAACUACGCCAAGCAGUCAGAAGAAAGACACAUCCAAUCAUUUCCAUGUUUUUGUGGGGGAUCUGAGUCCUGAGAUCACAACCGAUGAUAUUAGAGCUGCAUUUGCUCCCUUUGGGAAAAUCUCGUAAGUAUUCAGAAGCUUUGUGUGGUUUAUAUGAAGUCGUUCAGAUAAUCUAAUAUAAGGAAUCGUUAGACAAAAAUGAUCUAUCACCAUAGUGAUAAUAUAUAUAUAUAGUAUUAUCACACAUACAUACACCUACCAGUUAAUUAUUAAAAAGGCAGUGUUGAGGAAGAAGCAGUUGAAUGCUUUUUCCUUGUGAACUGUUUGGGUGGAUUCCUAAAAUGUAAAUAGAACUAAAUUGCGUGACUGCACAUACCAUUAGUAAAUCCACACGUUUCUCAGUUCCCAAAGUAUUACAAAGGUUAGGCUUUUAGGGCUUUUUUUUUUUUUUAAACUACUGUGUCUAGAGCCAUGUUUUAAAGGUGUUCCUUAAAAAGAAUAUCUUCACCAUGACACAUUCCUGAUUAAAUAGAAGAACUGAAAUGCUCAUAGGAUUGGACAGGAGCUUGAAGGCUAACAGCAAGGAACUGUGCACACUGGGAACUCAGAUAGAUGCUCGUGUGGUGAAGGAUAUGACAACAGGGAAAUCAAAGGGGUAUGGAUUUGUGUCCUUCUAUAACAAACUGGAUGCAGAGAAUGCCAUAGUACACAUGGGCGGCCAGUGGUUAGGAGGACGGCAGAUUCGUACGAACUGGGCCACUCGGAAGCCCCCAGCCCCUAAGAAUACUCAAGAUGCCAGCCCAAAGCAGCUGAGAUAUGAAGAUGUUGUGAACCAGUCAAGUCCUCAGAACUGCACUGUAUACUGUGGUGGUAUCCAGUUAGGGCUCUCGGACCACCUUAUGCGACAGACAUUUUCACCUUUUGGGCAAAUAAUGGAAAUCAGAGUUUUCCCAGAAAAAGGCUAUUCUUUUAUCAGGUUCUCUUCCCAUGAAAGUGCUGCCCAUGCCAUUGUGUCAGUGAAUGGAACAACCAUCGAAGGCCAUAUUGUUAAGUGCUACUGGGGCAAAGAGUCACCUGAUAUGGCGAAAACUGUCCAGCCUGUAACAGAACAACAGGUGGAUUAUGGACAGUGGGGCCACUGGAAUCAGAUGUAUGGAAAUCCUCAGCAGUAUGGCCAGUACAUGACAAAUGGAUGGCAAGUACCUUCUUAUGGAAUGUAUGGACAGACAUGGAAUCAACAGGGAUUUGGAGUGGAACAAUCACAGUCUCCUGCCUGGGUGGGAGGUUUUGGAACUCAGCCCUCUCAGGCACAGCCUGGCCCUGUGAUGAAUCAGGCUAACUUUGGCAUGGCUGGCUACCAGACACAGUGAUUUGUUCAUCACUGUCCAACAUCUGAGUCACUUUGUGGAAGCCCUCUUCCUUGUGUGUGGAGGGAGUAAAGAGACUAAUAGAAGUCAUUGACUUUCUUCCUGGAAAACAUUCAGAACUGACCUGAAUCAGGGUUUAAAAAGCAAAGAAGCAAAUUUUGAUUAUAGAACGUCUUCAGCAGGAAACUGAAUUUAUUUGCGAAAAUUAUUUUCAUUGUUUUAAUGGAGUUGGACAUAAUAAACUGUACACCCCCCCUCCCUC